GAAUCCCAGCAUAUUAACUGUUGACAUUCGUGUAUGAAUGCUUAAAAGACUGUCUUAUAAAAACAACGUUUAGUGUAUCUAUCAGAGCAAAUUUAAAAGCAAACCGAGAAAUAAGCAGCAAAACAACCUAACGGACAAUUUUUCCGACGUCAGUAAAAAGCGCCAAGAGAAGUGAGUCAAUGCGUCAUCAAAGAGCGCCAAUGUCGCUCGCAAAUGAUAACAGCAUGGUUGUAACUGUUAUGGCAUGUUAGUUUUUUACUAGUUAUUUUAGCGGUUUUUAUUUGUAAUUUCGUGAUUAUCGAGAUUAAAGUGUUUAAUUAAUGCUAUAAAACCAGCUUUAGUCAUGUGUCAGGUUGACGAAGAGUACAACAGCACCCUAGAACACAAAUCUCUGCCGGCGGUGUCAAAGAAAUGCAUGAAGUGCAAAGAGGGCACUGCAGUGCUCAUCAUUCGAGUGGGAGAUGCCUUCUGUAGGAGCUGCUUCAAGGAGUACUUCAUACAUAAAUUCCGGGCCAUGCUGGGGAAGAAUCGUGUCAUCUUUCCCGGAGAGAAGGUGCUGCUGGCUGUUUCUGGAGGGCCAGCAUCCAGCUGUAUGCUAGCACAAGUCCAAGAGGGUUUGAGUCGGGAUGCACCCAAGAAGUUAAGAUUUAUGCCUGGCAUUAUCUACAUAGAUGAGGGUGGUGUGUGUGGUCAGAAUGCUGAGGAGAGGGAGAAGGCUGUAGUUCAGUUGGAGAGCAUCUUCAGAAUGACUGGAUUCCCGUACCACAUCGUCCCGCUGGAACAGGUCUUUACUCUGCCAGAGUCAGUGCUCGAGCCUGUGUAUAGUCAUGAGCAGCCUGGCUCCAGCUAUAAAGCAGCGGUGGAUCAGCACAUUCGGACUGAAGUGACCCGGGGCCAUGGAGAGCCUGCAGUGGAGGAAACCCAGGAUGCAGUAGGUCAACUUAGCCUGCAGGCCUGCACAUACAAGCCUGAACACAGACUGGCUUUAGAGGGACUCUUCUCCUCUUUGAAAACCUUAACAGCCAAACAGGACAUGCUGCAAAUCCUGAGGCAUCACCUGAUACUGCACACUGCCCGGAUAUACGGCUACUCCAAGGUGAUGAUAGGAGACAGCUGUACACGUCUGGCCAUCAAGUUGCUCACUAACAUCUCUCUGGGACGAGGUGCGGCUCUGGCAGCCGAUACGGCUUUCUCAGACUCUCGGUACGGUGACGUGGUGAUGGUGCGCCCCAUGAGGGAUUACUCCUCAAAAGAGAUCGGCUUCUAUAACAGGCUGUUUGAAGUGCAGUCUGUCUUCAUCCCAGGUCUGGACACCAAGACUGCUGAUAAAGCGAGUAUCCAGCGACUGACUGAGAGCUUUGUGGUCAAACUCCAGGCUGACUUUCCUUCCACCGUCAGCACUGUGUACAGAACAAGUGAGAAGCUCCACACAGCGUGUCCUCCUCGGAGCUCCACCACAGAAGCUGCUGCUAAGUGCCUUCUCUGCCUCUGUGCCCUCGACACCAAAGCAGACGAUGCCUCUGCGUUCCAUGCCACACUGGUGUCAGAGCAGCUGUCCCGAGGUGCACUGCAGGAGAAACGCCAGAGUGAUGCGGGCUGUUGUCAGGGACAGAAACAAGCUUGUGGGGAUGGAGGUUGCUGCUCCACAUCCAGGGUUCCUAUAGCUACAGACCUCAAGAGUCUCCUGUGUUACAGCUGCAGACUGACCAUUAAAGACAUGACAGCGGUGGACUCCCUGCCACCGUAUAUAACGUCUGAAGCAGAGAAACGCCAGAGGAGGGCUGCGAUGAAGGAGGAAAUCAGCGAGUUCCUAUUAGAAGAUGAAGGUGCAGAUGACGCAUAGCUGGCCAUUUAUUUAUUGGCUCAGCCAAGCGACGGUCAUGUUUCAGCGACACACACCAUCAGGAAACAUUUGGCAUUUUUACUGCACAGAUGGCUUUAUACAAGACCAGUUUAUUUGACUACAGAUCGACUUCCAUUUUAUCAGU
Molecule: messenger RNA, 1988 nt
Organism: Pangasianodon hypophthalmus (striped catfish)
Lineage: Eukaryota; Metazoa; Chordata; Actinopteri; Siluriformes; Pangasiidae
Gene: ctu2
Product: cytosolic thiouridylase subunit 2 homolog (S. pombe)
Exons: 15
Coding region: 344-1843 (499 amino acids)
Biological process (GO): tRNA wobble position uridine thiolation
Cellular component (GO): cytosol
Molecular function (GO): tRNA binding; sulfurtransferase activity
Source: RefSeq, a predicted model, not a curated record